CCAGGAGUUCUUCAUUGCUGUACUAACCCAAAUUUCCAAGCAUAAACUUUGACUUUUCUAUUUUUUAGUGUUUCCAGCAAUGUAUUCCUCAUUAUCUUGACCUUCACAGAAGCUCGAGCCUGGUGACCGUCUGAAAGAAAUAGAGCUUACAGGUUUUACUAAGCCACAAAGAUCAAGAUGUUGAGAGAUUUUUGGCCAUUUGCCCCAGUUCUGGUCCUGAUCGCCAGUAGCAGUUUCGGGCUUCUUCAGACGGAGGCGAAUGUGGUCGGCAGCAGUGACAUAGUACGCAAAAACGCUUUGAGUGGGCCCUCUAGCGAGAAUGGCGGUGACCUCUACAUCGCCGACAGGAGGAAUAAAAAUGAGAACCAUUCUGGAGAAGGGAAGAAGUCGCUGCGUCAACGUAAAACAUCGGGAAAAACAACGAGUCCUCGCACGGAGCAAAAAAUCAGGGUCGAAACCGUGCCACCUCCGAUAGCGGAGGGAUCACAACUUGAAGUGCUGGAAGAAGAGCUCCCGCCUUCGACCGCAUCUAGUACUUCUCUUGCGCAACUGCAGGUGCGAAAACUACGCAAAGAGUUGUCCGGUGAUGUUGCCCAGGCCAAGAACUCCAAAAAAGCCGAUUCUGGGCGAGCUCUGUGGGAUGUGUUGCCUCACAGCUCGUCCUCCUCAACACCCGCCACGACCCUCAGUGUGGACUUCGAGGACAUGUUCCACAACCCGCAGACCAUCGAGGAGCUGAUUGAGCAGGCGAGUAGCAGCGAGUUUGUGGACCACCUCAUGGAGAACGAAAAUCAGAACGGCAUCCUGAAACUCGCGCUGGCCGCGGAGAUCCAGCGGGUGCGGCACCGCGAGCGGCGAAAACGGGACCGUGGUGCGAACGCGUUGACGCCGAGUGUUUGGUACGACGCGACCUCGUCCCGAACACCCGAGCGCGUUCUGAACCUGCUGCGGGAGCGCCCCGCCGCGCGGGAGACGGGAGCGACUCUCGCACAGGUGGUGGGAAAGGCGGAUCUGGAAGCCAUGACCGAGCAGGCCAGUGCAGGUGGUGCCACCGCCGUCGAGGAGGUGUGCGACCAACCGGAAUUGUGGCUGGCCUACGCGGCGAAAAUCGGGGAUCUGGAGGUGGUGGCCUUGCUGGUGAGCGGCAUGAGCUCGCUGGCCAUCAAGAAGGAGGACCUGCUGGACGCGGUUCUGAUUGCCGUGGACGCGAAGAACUUGGCGAUCGCCGAGUUCCUGGACCAGGUGCUCCGCGACCGGGACGAUUUCCUGCGGGGCAAGCAAACGCUGGACGAGUACGUCGCGGCCAUCGACGGCGCCGCGCGGGACCCGGCGCGGUUGGCCCAGAGCCGGACCCAACUGUCGGCGCAGACGAAGCAGGUGCGGGAAACCGACCUGGUGUGGCUGUCCCAAGAAGCGGUAUCGCACUUCUGCCCCGUGCAGCUCGCCAUGAUUCGCGCGGCGAACUCGCACGAGGAAGGGGACUACAAAAAGUUGCGCAAGUUGCUGGAGUCGCAGAAGCCGAAGGUUAUCCAGUACCUCGAGGAGGUGCGGCAGGAGUGGAAUGUCGUGCACAUUCCGCUGCACAGCCAGUCCUUCUGUCCCGGCGUGUUGGAAGAAAAUGAUCCCGCCUUAGUUGUACCCGAGGAGGAGCGGUCCUUCGGGGAGGGGGUGAACGCCCGGCAUUUGACAAUCGUGCGCGCCGUGCUGGAAAAGAUGCUGCUGGACGUGGCGCGGGGCGAGUACGCGACCUACGUGAUCACGAGCAAAACCGAGGACAAGGAGCAGCAAGUGGAGAUGAUUAUCGACUUGGACGCGACGCGCAGUGGCAACCGGCUGCCGGCCGGCGAGUACCUGACCGAGGCCAAGCUGGCCCACAACGUGUCCGCGGUCGGGCUGGUGGACAUGGGGGCGCCGGCGCGGUACGGCGCGGAUCCGCUCGUGUACCAGCCGUCCGUGCUCGAACAGGAGCACUGCCGGCCCGUACUGGGCGGCCUGAACGAUCCGCAGGACUCGAUGGUGGAUCUGGCCGGCCACGACUUCACACACGACGAGGCGCACAGCUUCUGCGCUGCGCGCUGCGACGCGCUCAACAGCGCUGCGAUCGGAAACAGCACACAGGUGGAUAGCUAUCCGCAUGCCGUGCAACCGGCCUGCGCGGCGUUCACGCUGGAGGAACUCUUUCCCUCGGAACAGGCGGAGAGUUUUCUGCAGAUGAAAGGCUGCUGCGACGAAGAUGCGGGAAAAUCUCGCAAGAACACCGCUACCACGACGCCGCGGCCGCAGAUCGCUUAUAGGUGUGGGUUCUGCCAGAAAACCGAGAGGAUGCCGCUUCCAAACACGAUCGAAACCCCUGCCGGAAUCCAGAAAGUCAAGUACACGACCUACACGCGCUCCGUCUUGCCCGGCUUGCAAUUGUUGAGUCCGCGGUUCUCCGAAGUCUUCUUGACGCUGCACGGCUUGCGGGAGGAAAUCAAGAACGCGGGGAAGGAAGAUGCAGAGGACGAGGAGGACGAUGAUCGAGCGCUGUCAGCGCAAAACGUGGCUGCGAUUCGGGCGUGGAUGGACGAGCUGCCCUGGGACGGGCACUGGCAAGAGAUCCCGUCGCGCGCUGGCAGUCUGGCGCUCCGCGGGGGCCGCACGAGGGUGCAGUAUCACGGACCCGGCAUUGCCAACGUCGCAAUGCAAUACGGCACCAUUCCCGAUGCGCUGGGGGCUGUUAUGGAGUUACUGCUCUUCACGCUGCCGGAACGACGGUUUCUCGACGACCGAGCCGCUGCAAGCAUGCUCGAGAUGGUACAAUGCAACUUUUCUUUCUCAUCUUUUCAUGACUGAAUGUAGUUGGUGGAGUCAGUGCCAGAUGCAGCUGCAGAUUCAUUGCUAUCGCUUCGUUCACGAGUUCUUCAAUUUACGAUUUAAGUACUUUCAAUCGCUUUGUUCACUGUGGACGAUUACUACUGCACGUCCGAGUUGAAAGAAUGAGAAAAUUUCAAUUCUUCAUUACACCAGGCAUCACCAAGGAAAUCGGAAAGCGACAAUCCGAGUUUGGACAUGACGAACUUGAUGGGGUGGAUGCAGCGUCCCAAAUUCGUACACGCUUCCGCACCCGUUUCAUGGCAGGUGCUGAGUGACAGUGGAGACGGAUGCCGCGACGCAGGAGCUGUGCACAGCGCAUCGUCGGACGUGAUUGCGCAGCCGGUGGACGGAAUCCGAGCCCUCACCAGCACCCAAACGGUAACGGACACUUGGGGCGGAGAGACCGGUCGGCACAGCGCGGAAACUGAGCUCGACGAGGACGACGAACGGACGGAAGACAUGUCCGCACAGAAGGCGGGUGACAAGGAAGACAAGGCCGCCUCCAUUGCUGGCGGCGAGCCGGCGAAAGGAGCACAAGGCAAGGGAAAUAAACAGGAUCAUGAACAAAAGUCGGAUCCGUACGACGCAAAGAAAGAUCCGCUGGCGCUGUCUCCAGGAUCCUUCCUCCAGACCACUACCGACAACUUCCAGGUGGGUACCUGUGUCCGCAACGAGACGAUGGAGAACUACUUCAUGCCGCCGGCAAAGCAGCCGGUCUACUUCCAAGAUCUGCAGGAUGCCCCUCUGCCCAGCAGCCGCUGCGGGGAGCACAAGAGCACGGGCCGGAUGCGGUACACCAAGGAGGAGAUGAACCCGCGGGCGGCGCGGUACGGCGUGAAGGUACGGAAUUUCUCCCCGCGGAGUUGCGAGCUGGCCUGUGCCGAGGACCCCGAAUGCAUGUACUGGUCCGCCGGUAUCGCCUGGGACCUCGCAUUCUCUCCCGAAUUGAAAGAACUCGAGGGUCCCGCACCGACCGAGCCAGAGGGUAGCGUCGAGGACGAUGCUGCUGUCGAACCCGAGGAACCAGUUGGGGGCGAGGAAGUCGUGCUAGAAGAAGAUGCGGCAGACGACGAGACUGGUAGUUCUUCUUCUUCUUCUUUCCUCAACAAGAAGACCUCGUCUAAAUCCCUGCUGUCCCGGGUUUUGCAAAGAACUCGUGCGAGGAAGAGCGGCGACUGGUGGAACGACAACUCGCAGAACGCCGCAACGACUCGCAGCAGUUCGAACUGGUGGGAAUCGACCGGAGACGCGCUGCAAAGCCAGGGCCUCUCUGUCGCGGACGAGCAGCUUGGAAGGGCAACUGGGCUAGCGAAUGAUGCAGUGGGCGUCAACACUGUUAAACCGCACCAGCCGACGACCAACGCCCCUCCUAUCCGAAGCGAGGCUGAAAGCGUUCACGAGCAAGGAGACCAUCAGACCCAGGGGCCGGCGCGUCGACCAGAAGAACUGACCACGACAGAUUCCCCCACAAGCACAGCGGAUACAACUGCGCAGCCCCCGAUUGGCAGCCCGGAAAUGGGAACCACUAAAGCUCCUCUUGUGACAGCAGCACCACCGGGUCCUACGACAAAAGAUCCUUCGCGUGGCAACCGCAGGCCUACAAAUCCGACGAUGGAGCAGUCUCCCGCAAUUGGAAGUCCCAGUAGCCACGGACUGCACGAGCUGCACACCGCCAUGAACUUGCACCGGCUGGAGGAGCGGGCCUCGUUGCUGUGCCUUCUUGCCGCGGAGAAGGGCGACAUUGUGCUGCAGGAAGGCUACGGCGGCGAAUUUUCUCCGGACCCUCUAAAAAAGCAAAGCGAGGUCGCAGCGCCCGCAAAUCCGGUGGAGCAGGCCCUGCAGCGGGACUUCAGCGACUGGGAGUACGGUGAGUGCGACCGGUUCCCCGCCCCUCCGCAGUUGCCUGAAGUAAAAGAAGGCCAGACGCCGACCCUGGGCGACCCGGAGUGCCCCUGCUCCACGGGGGCCAUCGUGUGCAUCGUGAUCUGCGUGGUUUUGAUUCUGGCGGGCAUCAUCGGCAGCUUCUUCGUCGUAGAAUGCAUGAAGGACCAGAAACGCCGGGAGGCGGAAGAGAAAGAGCGACAACGGCAGCGGGAACUGCUGGAGAAAACCGGGCUUUCGCAGCAGCAGGUACAGCAGACCAUGGUGCAGAUCGAGGAAGCCGCCGCGAACCCGGAGAAAGUGCACGAGCCGCUGAAGAUCCUGUUCGAGGACGAUCAGAAGAAGUUGGAAAUCCUCAUCCCCGUGUCUGCCGCAGCGCGAAGCAGUGCCGGGCAGGCGAACAACGCGGAGAGGGAGGAGAAAAUGGCGAUUUCUGUGAAAGACCUGCUGCAGGUGAUGGAGGCCAUGCAGCACGUGUACACCGCGGAGCAAUUCGAAACGAUGCUGAAGAAACUCGGCUACACCGAGGACUUCGCCGUCUCCGUGGGCAUGCGACUCGCCGCGGCCACCGCCGCGGAGUCCCACAUCGCAAAAGGGGACGUGCAACAAAACCUGACCAAACGAAAAACGGAGCAGGCGUUGCAGGCCGGACAACUGCCGGGCGUGGGGGCUACUGCUGCGGCGGAACUUGCUGCUGCAACUACUAGUACAUCCGGCAGGCUACCGUCCGCCGCAGUGGUGCGGCCUCCGUCUAUCGCAGCACGAGCGCCGUCCGGCGCAGUACGGCCUCCGUCUGCCACAGAACGAGCGCCAUCCACUACAGUACGGCCUCCGUCUGCCGCAGAACGAGCGUCGUCCGCUACAGUACGGCCUCCGUCUGUCGCAGCACGAGCGCCGUCCGGCGCAGCACCGCGAAUACCGUCCGUGGCAGGCGUGCGGCCGCCCGUGGCUCCGGAAGGCGAAGCUGCAGCAGAUGAAGACGUCACUUCGAUAAGUGAAGGCGACAACGAGAUGGAUUUCAUGGGGUUGUCGGACGACGACGUAAUUGGAGUACCGCCAGACGAGGGCGACCGAAACUUGCUGACGCUCCACUUUGGCACUUACGAAGGCGUCACGUACGCGCAAAUGCGGGGGUUCCUCACGCAGAGAAUCGCGGAAGAGCUCGCCGCUGCCCACCCAGACGACCUCGCAGAGGACCCCACCGGCGCUAACCUGUUUCUCCCAAGCCAGCUGGAGGACAUGAACGCCGGUGGAGACUUCCGGUUAAGCGACCACAUGCAGCUCCGCGGCAGCACCCUCCGGGCGAUGCCCUCGGGUGUUGUGCCAGUACAACAAAAGCGGGCGUCGCAAAUUCCCAACUUGGGGGGCGAAGAUGGUCCUACCACUGGUGCUCGUGCGAGUGCGAAGUCGCAAGCGCGGCCGAGUUUGCUCGGGAUGGCGGCCACACCGCAGCUCCAUCCCAUGGGUAUGACGGAAGCAGAUGAGGCGCUCCACGUGCCCGGGUCCACCGCUGAGGAGCGGGAGGGCACGGUAGCAACGUUGCAGCAGCUCGGGUUGCAGGAGCCAGUGGCCGCUGCCUACGCCGAUAUCCUUCACACCACGGAACUCGAAAAGGAACUCCCCCUCCCGGCCGAUCCCGCGGACAAAGCGGCCGUGCAAAGGCUCACGCAGGAGAAGCGGCCUUCGGUGGCGGCCCUGGCCGCCGCGGUCGAUGAGGCGGAUGACAUCGUUGACACGUACCCGGAUGCCGCGCCGGAGCAAGUAGCUGCGGAGGUAGCGCGCCGGUCUUCCAAGAAGAAAAGCCGAAGUUCCGCCGCGCAAUCGCCACCUUCGCGGAAGCGCUCGGACGUACUGAGAUCGGAAGGGGGCGUCCCAGUGCGGCCACCCAGCAGCGCAAACGACUUCUACCCCAACCCCGAGGAAGGCAGCUUCGCACCAAGGUCAUCGAAUGGUACUGCUGGUAAACAGGCAUCGCUCGGUGGGCUUUCCAGUAAAGAUUUCAUGAACUUCGCUGGAUAGAAGCAAAACGAAGCGGGAAGACAAAGAAAGGAAGUAAAUUUGAGACUGCAGCAGCUGCGACUAUUAGCCUUCGUCGUGCGGCACUAGCGUCAGUUCAUUCUUGUAACGCGCAUUAUUCAAUUUUUUUUUGUUUUCUUCAAUCUUAUGCCAUUUCUACGUACUUCUUUUCGAGUUCAAGUUCCACCAAUCCCAUCUAAGUACGACGCUAAGCUUUUCCUUUUUUGAAAGAGAUUUUGAUUUUACUAAACUUAUUCGCAAGUAUAAGCAUUUGAUUUGGCGUUUCUUGGUUUCCCCAUUCCGUGCCUUAACCAUCCUCCGCGAUCAAGGCCCUUCUUUUACGCAUUUUUUCAUUUCCCAGUAUCUUUCCCCUUGCCCUCGUCGCAUCUGCUGAGCCAGUAGAUUGUCCCCAUUAUCGAGAGCGAGUUUUUCGCUCACUGGUCCCACUAAGUAUCAGCCAAACGUAUACAUUUUUCAGGUUCUGUACCCACAGUACCACACUAUCUGAAUCUGCUUCAUUCGGUUUACGUAUCCCGCCUCCGAAAAGCAAAUCGCACUCCACGCACCUGUGAUCUAGUCUCAGACACAGAUUGCAAACACACAUCAACUGCACCAUCACGUUUUGUCCCCGAUGCCACCACCUUUGACCAUACGUUUCACAUUGCGCACCCGCACCCAAGAAAAUCUGAAAUCGGAAAU
Amoebophrya sp. A120 is the source of this 7449-nucleotide messenger RNA. The record is from the annotation of a GenBank genome assembly. NCBI's taxonomy places the organism in Eukaryota, Dinophyceae, Syndiniales, Amoebophryaceae.